This is a messenger RNA of Penicillium alfredii, 1155 nucleotides long. RefSeq names its product Mo25 family protein. The record is from RefSeq and is a predicted model, not a curated record. Gene Ontology annotation, molecular function: protein serine/threonine kinase activator activity. Lineage: Eukaryota; Fungi; Ascomycota; Eurotiomycetes; Eurotiales; Aspergillaceae. The coding region runs from base 1 to 1155 and encodes 384 amino acids. Gene Ontology annotation, biological process: intracellular signal transduction. The transcript has 4 exons.
AUGGCUUUCUUAUUCAACCGCGGCCGGUCGCGGUCACCAGCCGAGAUUGUUCGGUCAUCCAAAGAAUUAUUAUCCAGGAUCCACGAGUCCCCUAAUACCCCCAAGGUUGAAGAGGAGCUGGCGAAACAGCUCAGUCAAAUGAAGGUGAUUGUACAAGGCACACAAGAGGUCAACACGUCGCCCGAUCAGGUCCACGCGCUCGUUCAAGCCGCGAUUCACGAGGAUCUACUAUAUGAUCUCUCCCAGAGUAUUCACCUGCUUCCAUUUGAAGCCCGAAAAGAUACGCAGACGAUAUUUUCCCAUAUUCUCCGAUUCCGGCCCACCUCAUACGCGAAUGACAAGGAUCCCCCCGUCAUUUCGUACCUGGUCCACCACCGACCCGAGAUUAUCGUGGAGUUAUGUCGAGGCUACUCUCACGGUCAAAGUGCCAUGCCCUGUGGAGUCAUCUUACGAGAAGCCCUCAAGUUCGACGUGAUCACGGCGAUCGUGCUAUACGACCAGUCGGGGCCCGGGGAGCCAGCCGUCCGACUGUCAGAGCUGAAACCAAGUCUCGUGCAAAAGGGAGACGGGGUGUUCUGGAACUUCUUUGACUGGGUCGACAAGAGCAAUUUUGAAGUGAGCGCCGAUGCGUUCACGACAUUCCGGGAGAUCUUGACCCGUCAUAAAAGUCUCGUGACGGCAUACCUCGCCACUAAUUUUGACCUGUUCUUUGGGCGAUUCAAUGGCACCCUCGUGCAAUCAGACUCGUACGUGACCAAGCGGCAGAGCAUCAAACUCCUGGGGGAAAUCCUGCUGGACCGUGCGAAUUACAAUGUCAUGAUGGCUUAUGUGGAGAGCGGGGAGAACCUCAAGCUGUGCAUGAAGCUGCUCCGAGAUGACCGCAAGAUGGUGCAGUACGAAGGCUUUCAUGUUUUCAAGGUAUUCGUUGCCAACCCGAAUAAAUCCGUGGCCGUCCAGCGGAUUCUCAUCAACAACCGCGACCGGCUCCUGAGAUUCUUGCCCAAGUUCCUGGAGGACCGAACCGAUGACGACCAAUUUACCGAUGAGAAGAGUUUCCUGGUACGCCAAAUCGAAUUAUUGCCCAAGGAGCCUGUGGAGCGGGCUCGGCCUACGCGCGAGUCGCAGUCCGGGAUCAACCCGACGGCGAUGGCUUGA